Gymnodraco acuticeps is the source of this 2721-nucleotide messenger RNA. RefSeq names its product piggyBac transposable element-derived protein 3-like. Gene Ontology annotation, molecular function: sequence-specific DNA binding. The record is from RefSeq and is a predicted model, not a curated record. Lineage: Eukaryota; Metazoa; Chordata; Actinopteri; Perciformes; Bathydraconidae. The transcript is spliced from 2 exons. Bases 184 to 1968 code for a protein of 594 amino acids.
UCUCAUCAGAACUUUAUUUAAGGUAUUUGAAUGUAACAUUUUAAGACAAUGGAUUUUGAAAAGAGAGGAAAGUGUUUUCCUGUCAAAUCUUUAACCCUUUAUGGGGCGAGGAACCAUAUUUGAUCACUUCCGCACACACCAAACAUAGCGUCACUGCUGCAACUCAGUGAGGUCGAGAAGCAUAUGGUUUUCUCCCAGCCAAUCAGCGAAGAUAACUCUACGCCACAAAGCCCGCCAUUGGGGAAUUUGACCAAUCAGCAGAGGCCUGAAACGUUUCAAACUUCCGGUUUUCUCGGAAUCCGGAAAAAGGCAAUUUUGCGGCUCCGUUCAUUCACGGAAUUCUGUGAAACGACUAAACUAACCAUGCAACUGUCCACUCGGAUGUUUUAUUCCAAGAGAAAGGAUAUUGUCAUUGUGCCAGCACACCCUGCCAUCAGUGACGAUGACGAGGAGGAAGAUGACGAUGUGGAAGACCCUGACUUUGUCCCACCCACUCACAACCUCGACAUUCCAGGCCCACGUGACAUGGGCCCCUCUGCCAAGAGGAGGUCCAUGCAGCCUGCAGUGCUCCAGGUCGAUGACGAUGAUGAUGACGACGACGACGACGACGACGAUGGUGACAAUGAGCAGCCAGCACUACAAGCCAAGAGGCCCACCAAACCCAGGAAGUCAGCAGCAAGGCCAACCACCUGGCACAAAGCUGACCUGGAAAACACAGAACUGCCGGAAUACCAGCACUCUCCCCCUGACUACAUUGAAACCUCUUUUCAGUACUUCACAAGGUACUUUGGCCCCGAAAUUGUCACUCAUAUCACCUACCAAACUAAUUUGUACGCCAAUCAAAAGGACAUUAACACCACUUUCACCACCAAUGAGAAUGAGAUAAUGACAUUUCUGUCCAUCCUGAUGUAUAUGGAGAUUUCAGAGCUCCCAUCUGUUGAAGAUUACUGGGCCAUGGAGACCAGAGUCCCUCAAGUUGCCAACCUGAUGUCCUCAAAGAGGUUCAGGCUGCUGAAAAGGGUUUUCCAUUUCAAUGACAACACUGAGCUCCCUGGUUCCAUUGACCGCUUCUUCAAAAUCCGGCCACUGUUCAUUUUCCUCAAUUCUGCCUUCAGGCGUGAGCCGCAGACCCCCAAACAGUCUGUGGAUGAGGUGAUGGUUGCCUACAAAGGGAAGACAGCCGGCAACCUGAGGCAGUAUAUAAAGACCAAGCCAGACAAGUGGGGUUUUAAAUUGUUUUCCAGGGCCUCUGCGGAUGGCUUCAUCCACGACAUGGUGCUCUACCAGGGGAAGACUACUCUGGAGGCCCACGGUGUCCCCCUGACACCUGAACAACAAGCCAUGGGUGCCACCAGCCAGAUUGUCUCUGUCCUGGCAAGUACCAUGUCCUCCCCCAGCACCACAGCCAUCUUUGCAGAUAACUUUUUCACCAGCCUGGAGCUAGUGCGGUACCUCCGAGACCAGAACUGCAGGUAUACAGGGACAGCCAGGGACAAUAAAAUUGGAAAGCCCCCGCUCAAGUCCAUCAAGGGAAUGGAGAAAAAGGCUGUCCCUCGUGGAACAUGUGACUACAUCAUGAGUGAUGUUGGGAUCCUGGCUGUCAGGUGGAAGGACAACAGAACAGUAUCUCUGCUGUCAACAGACAUGGGGGUGGAGCCUAUAUCCUCAGUCAUCAGGUACUGCAGUGAGACGAAGACGAAGGAGCCGGUGAGCUGUCCAGCUGUCAUCCGGACCUACAAUGCCAACAUGGGGGGCAUUGAUAAGAGUGACAUGUUGGUCCACCUCUACCGCACCCCCGUGAAGUCCAAGAGGUGGUACAAGCGUAUGUUUGCAUACGCCAUUGAUGUCAGCCUCACAAAUGCCUGGAUCAUGUACAGGCGAGACCCUUGGUGUGAAUGGCGUGCCUCUGAAAAGCUUCAGAAUUCAGGUGUUCAGGGCUGCCAGCAACCAGUGGCCAGUCAAGUCUAGCUCCCGAAGAAGCUCAUCUUCAUUGGUUGAGAGCGUGACCGUUGCUGACCCCCAGCCUGUCCGUGGACACCGCAGCCACACCCCAAAUGUGGCUGUGUGGUUUGAUCCCUCCCUCUUCCAUGCCCCUGUACAUGCCAAUCGCCUGACCUGCAAGUACUGCAGCAGGAAAGGCAACAUUGUAAGGUCAAAUGUGGUCUGCAGGGUCUGCAAGGUCCACCUCUGCAUGAAUGUGUAACUGUUUUGUCAGUUACCAUGAGGAAUUUGACUAAUUUCUCAUGUUAUGUAUGUUUUGUUAGUUAGCUUAGUUUUCAGGGACCAUGUUAAAAAGGAACAGAAUAUAGCAGUUUGCUAAUUUCCAUCUGCAGUCCCUGGGCAGGUCAACAUUAUAUACAAACAUAUUUCAUACCCCUGCACUAAAACAUUUACAUUACAAAUGUGUAUUUCAUACCCUUGCACUAAAACGUAUACAUUACAGUUAUUUAUUUCAUACCCUUGCACUAAAACGUUUACAUUACAAAUUUGUAUUUCAUACCCUUGCACUAAAACGUUUACAUAAUUUAUAUUAUAUUUCAUACCCCACAUAAGAAAUGACUCUACACUCUAGUGUUGCACGGUGUACCGAUACUUGAAAGGUACUGCGAUACCCUGCCGUUACAAACGGUACGAUUCCGCCGUUUCAUUGGUAUCGGUACUUUAAGAAUGACGGGGAAAAGUACUCCGGUGAGAAAGCGCCGUUUUAAUAAAGACCCGUGU